CCGGGUUGGAGCUGAAGGAGGCUGUCGUGACGAGCCCAGUGGCGAUUGGCCGCCCGCCUGCCUGGCCCUGCCUUUAUAAUUUCCACACGAGUGCAUCUGGGCUCUUAGACAAACCAACAGCAGCUUCUUCUGACAUAUACACACGCACACUCACCCCGACGCACACUCAGCCCACUUUUCCUCCAUCUGAUUAACAGUCUUCCACACACAAUGAUUACUGGAAAGCGUAAAUAAAUACGGAAAGGGUGAUUAUUUUGACUACUGGAAGAGCGUUGCUGGGUCUCAGCGCAACUUUUGUUUUUAUUACUGAGAAGGUGAUCUCUCCAUGCAUUUGUCUCACACAAGGAUUCUUUAAAAGGCGAAGAGAGACCGAGAAAGGGGGGAGAACAAUCUUUCACUUUAAGUCCGGCUGGGCUCAAAGAUAAAAGCCAGGGGAAAGCGGCAGCAGCGGGGAAGUCACCGCUGCAGCACGUCGGAAAGACACUUUUGAUACGUUUCUGAGCGCUGCGGCCCAUUUCUCCACCGAAGUUGGCUCCAGCUCUAGCAGCCGCAUUGGAUCCCACAGCUUACUGCGAGACUCCGGUAUACAAUCCGGAUCUCUGCCCCAACAUGAUCGCGGCCCAGGCCAAGCUGGUCUACCAUCUGAAUAAGUAUUACAAUGAAAAAUGCCAAGCCAGGAAAGCUGCCAUUGCCAAAACUAUCCGGGAAGUCUGUAAAGUAGUUUCCGACGUACUGAAGGAAGUGGAAGUGCAGGAGCCCCGGUUCAUCAGCUCUCUCAACGAGAUGGACAAUCGCUACGAGGGCCUGGAGGUCAUCUCUCCUACUGAAUUUGAAGUGGUGCUUUAUCUUAACCAAAUGGGGGUGUUCAACUUCGUGGACGACGGCUCGCUGCCCGGCUGCGCGGUGCUGAAGUUGAGCGACGGGCGCAAGAGGAGCAUGUCCCUCUGGGUGGAAUUCAUUACCGCCUCCGGCUACCUCUCGGCGCGCAAAAUCCGAUCCAGGUUUCAGACGCUGGUGGCUCAGGCGGUAGACAAAUGUAGCUACAGGGAUGUGGUAAAGAUGGUGGCUGACACCAGCGAAGUGAAACUGAGAAUCCGAGAUAGGUACGUGGUGCAGAUUACCCCAGCUUUCAAAUGCACCGGGAUCUGGCCAAGGAGUGCUGCCCACUGGCCACUUCCCCACAUCCCCUGGCCAGGACCCAACCGGGUGGCAGAGGUCAAAGCGGAAGGGUUCAAUCUCUUGUCCAAGGAGUGCCACUCCCUGGCCGGCAAACAGAGCUCGGCAGAGAGCGACGCCUGGGUGCUGCAGUUCGCGGAAGCCGAGAACAGACUGCAGAUGGGGGGCUGCAGAAAGAAAUGCCUCUCCAUCCUUAAAACCUUGCGGGAUCGUCACCUUGAACUGCCGGGUCAGCCCCUGAACAAUUACCACAUGAAGACUUUGGUUUCCUAUGAGUGUGAAAAGCAUCCCCGGGAAUCUGACUGGGACGAGUCUUGCCUUGGUGAUCGGCUAAACGGGAUUUUGCUGCAACUCAUCUCCUGCCUGCAGUGCCGGCGGUGUCCCCACUACUUCCUACCGAACUUAGACCUGUUUCAAGGCAAACCUCACUCGGCUCUGGAAAACGCUGCCAAACAAACGUGGCGACUGGCAAGAGAGAUCCUGACCAACCCGAAAAGUUUGGAAAAACUUUAGAGGAUGAUCUAAUCAAGAGCCUAAGUGAUUACUCGUCUAAGUCCUAAUUAAAUGAAAACUUCCUGUUCAACUCCUAUCUAAUAUUCCAUUCGGCAGUGCAAACAGUCUCUUCCUUAAAAAGGAGUAAUACAAUGCUUAGGCAUCAUCUCACCCACCCCUCCAAGGGGAGAAAAAGAAGUAUGAGAAGUGGAGAAAAACCCAAACCCCAAGUAUUAUAAGACUUAUUUACAUAAGAUUUCAUAUCUCCCUUGAAAAGUACACAACACCACCCGGAAAACAGCCUGACUGUAAUGCAAGACCACUGCGAACACUCUGCCUAAAUAUCAAAGGAUUAUAGCAAUCCUGGUGAUUUAGGUGCAUCUGUCUGUGAGUAAACACGAUUUGGAUAUGCCAUCUGAAGGAAAGUGUAAUGUAUAUUUUGAUUUGUAACAAAUAUUGUGAUCUCACAUUGUCUUUGAAAGUGUGGAUGUUGGUGUUUUGUGAUUUGGUGAACAGAACUUAAAUUGCCAUUUUGGAUACUUCCAGACAUUUUCCACUAACAAAGAUACCAUUUAAAGGUAGAUUUCUUCCUGGUACUUUUAUCUGUCCUUGAAAGUGUCUGAACUUUAAAAGUUUACAUUUUGUUUCAAAUAUAUUGCUUGUUCUAUUUCUAACAUUCCAUAAGUAUACUUGAAAUGUUAUUUAAAUAUAUUCAAAGAAAUUUGAAUUCAGCUUAUAUAAUAACGCUUGAAUAUCUGAAUUAUAUAUUUGAAAAAUGCACUUGAAAUACACUGGAUAAUUUUGUGAUUUAGAUUUUAAUUUCUGUUGCUGGUUUUUAUUUAAUUAGAAGCUAAUAAAUGAAGUAAAACAGUUGUGUCUCACAAUAAGUUGUUCUUCUAUCAAAAGAUGUGAUGUUUCAUUUUGAACACUGACUGCACUUGAACAUUUAAACAUUUUGAGAAAUGUGCUAAUGAAAUCAUUAAAAAUAAAACUUAAGACAUUGGAGAAAGGCUCUUUUUGUAUAGCUACAGACAGUAACCAUCUCCUCUCAGUUUCUUACUUAUUUUUAUAAGACUAUUCUUUUCUGUAAUUGACACAAUUUAAAUCUAUAUCUGAAAGCUUGGUCUUCUAAUUAGUAUUUUCAUAGCAUUUUUUUGGUAGCAUAAGGAAAAUCUAUCAUGAUGACAGAGAAUACUGAGUUAAAAAUCAGACAAAUUCAGAGAAAAUGAACUUAAAGUCAUGAUAAAAAUUUUGAAAUUUGUAUAUGAAAAUCAAGUCAAUAAAAGAAAGGUCAUUUCUGAUCAAUAUGCUUUAUGCAAAUAAGAGUUCUAUUUGCAGAAUAAAUUGAUAAGAAAACCAAAAUUGUUUUCUACUUCUCAGGGAAAACGAAUGAUAAAACACAAAGACAAGCUUUUGAUUAUUUAAAAUCAAAUGCAUUCAAACUCAUUUUUUGAAAAGUCAAUGCUUCUGGAGUUAGAAGUGAAGGAAGUAUUUUAAGGUGUUUUAAUAGUCAACAAGUGCUAACAGGACUGGCCUUACGUUAGUUAAUUCAGGUGGUGGUAGCCUUUAGAACUUUAAUUGCAGCUUUUCAUAUACUGUUUUAUAAUACUUUAUUUCAAUAUUUUAGUUAAAUGUAAAUAAAGUUCUGAAACUA
This is a messenger RNA of Ictidomys tridecemlineatus (thirteen-lined ground squirrel), 3322 nucleotides long. RefSeq names its product mab-21 like 1 (gene Mab21l1). NCBI's taxonomy places the organism in Eukaryota, Metazoa, Chordata, Mammalia, Rodentia, Sciuridae. The record is from RefSeq and is a predicted model, not a curated record.